AUGUACAACGGACUACCGGCGUCGUCUUUAUUAGACGUAACUAAGCGUUUAAUAAAAGCGCAAUCCUUUUCACACUAUGAAAAUGACGUUGUUGAAAAUGUUAUUGAAGGAUUUUACACGUUAGAAAGCCAAGUGGAACAGACACCCGGUGUCGAAAAGGAAACGACACCCUCUUUAGGAAAUCAAAACUCCGAGAAUAAUCCAAUUCGCGCUAUAUUCAGUUCUUCACAAAGCAUUUCAGCGAAUCGCUUAGUCCCAUGUAUAAUUCAAAACCACGAUGUUAACGUAUUACGACUUUAUAAUAUGCAACGAUUAGAGAAAAUUAGAACGGCAUCAAUCCAAGAUAUUCCAUAUUCAGAAGAAGAAUGGUUGAAUUUAUCUGAAGAGGAAAAAAGAUUUCACAGGGAUUACAUGGAUUUAUUGAGAGCGUUGAAGAUGGAAUACCCACCAGAAAUUAAUUUAUCAGCAAGUCUGAUACCUCCUAGAGAGGCCAUUGUCGUCGUUAGAGUACUUCAGGAUAUUG
Molecule: messenger RNA, 523 nt
Organism: Acaulospora colombiana
Lineage: Eukaryota; Fungi; Glomeromycota; Glomeromycetes; Diversisporales; Acaulosporaceae
Source: the annotation of a GenBank genome assembly